GGUCUAUGAUAUCUGUUCUAUACUUACCUUUGGACUGUCCUUGCACUACAAAUGGAUCAUUUGUUCAAAACUUCCACCAGUCCUGCUCAAAUUGUGCAUAAAUCUUUUGUUUAGCUGGACAGCUAAACAUGAUGAAAGCAUAUUAAUUCCUAAGAACUUGACAAUGAUCUUUUUUUUUUUCUUGAAUUGUUUUUAUAUGUUUCAACUUUUCAUGCAGGAGAUAAGUUGUAAAAAUAAGAUAAGAUGUAAAUACUUCAACUGUAUGCCUCUUGCAUAUACUAUGUUAGCUUCAGUCUGUCUGUUGACUGGCCUCAGAAGUAUCAGUCCUGCCAUACUUGAAUCUCUGCAGCCAAUUCAUAUUUAUCCUUAUUAAAGUUUCUUUUGCUUUGUCUAAAGGAUGAUAGAGGCAUUUUAGUUCUAUCCCAUUUAUUUCCCAAAUGGGACACAGCGUGACUCAGUCCCUCUGGCUUCUAUAGCAUCUCAUUAAGAGACAGCCUGAUGUUUGUGACGUGAUUGUUGGUUGCUUACUUCUACUUUUUAAAUUCCAUCUGAUUUUGUUUCUGUUGUUGUAGUUUGGUUUCUUUGUGUUGUGUUCUUUUUUAUUCCUGCUCCUGUUCAAGUAUUUCAGUUUUAAGUAAAGCAUGCCUUAGGCAACAUUGUCUAGGGUGAGGCAUCACUGCCCAUGGCAGGGGGAUUGGAACUAGAUGAUCUUAAGGUCCUUUCCAACCCAAACCAUUCAAUGAUUCUGUGUAACAAUUUCACUCCUUAUCAUGACUGGUUUCAGAACUUCAGAAACUGAGUCCCAUUCCCAGACCUGCAUGAAAUUAUGUGGUUAAUGAACUUAUCAAUGACUUCAUUUAUACUGAAGUCAAUGAACCACUGCAGCUCUUAAAGGGCCUGGUGUGAUAUGGUCUGCUACAAAUGCAGAUAGGCAACACAGGGGCUUUGGGAAUACCUUUCGUGUCAGAUACCUGGAAGUCCUUUACAGUGAUGUAUGUACCCAGUUUUAGCCUAGCAGGACAGUAUCUGAAGGAUGUCUUAUUCCAGACACCUACUGUGACUCAUCUGCCCAUGAGUUCCUUGCCCUUUGUUCCUUUUAUAGUUGGUUGAGAAAGAUGAAUAUUUUGGCAGCAUGAGCCUGGAGUGGAUAUCUAAAGUACUUGGAUGACUCUGCCCUAAAAAUGCCUAUUCUGCUCUAGGCAUAAUUUUUAUUAAUAUACAUUAAUUUCCUUUGUACUUGAGUUAAAUUGCUCUUUUUCUGCCUUGCACCUGAAAACACUGAGAGAUCUUUGAAUUUUAUGCCAAUCUGCAUCUUUUUAUGACUGAAGUGAUGCCUAUGACAAGCAGUCACUGCUAAUUCUUUCUUCUGUCCAUUUUCUGAAGUGAUCUUCUUCCUAACAUCAGCCUUACUGGAAAUCAUUUACCUAUGUAGGUUCUGUCACUGCUUUCUCAUAACAGUAUUUUUAACUAGACACUGCAGGGAACUUGUACGCUGGGGUAACAAGUUAGUGCUGACCCCUUUCUUUCCUGUGUUUUUUUUUUAACUCCCUAGAAAAAGGCCUCUCUUUGCUUGGGUACCAUCUGUGCAACUACAGUCUGACCAGAAAUGUGGUUAAAAUGGUUGCCUACCAAAAGUCCUAUGAGAAAAGCACUUCCUGUGGAGGAUGGAUACCAUGGAUGGUGUGUCCCAGGAUGUACUAUAAAAUGCAGUAUCAUGCUGUUGAAGUCCCUGAAACCGUCACUCUUACAGAUUGCUGUGAAGGGUAUGAACAAGUUGGACUCUACUGCUCCUUAGCACUCAAUAGAUCCAGUGUAUUUGCCUCAAGACCUGGUGCUUGUCCAAAGGAGAAUAUGGAAACAUUGGAUUAUCCUUGCACUUUUGAUACUGAAUGUCCAGGGCUUAAAAAAUGCUGCAACUCUUCCAUAGGAGCAGGCUGCGUGGAUCCAGUGCCAGAGGGAAGUACAUUCUGGUACAACGUGACAGUGCUUGUGAAAAUGGAUUUUGAUGAAUUAAUCAGAGUGGAUUCCCAUCUUUUGAAUCAUUCACGCCUUUUGCACUCCAUGAUUACUGGUGCAUUAGAUCCCUUGAAUGCCUCCGUACACCAUAUCCAGAGUAACCAUGCAGAAGUAUAUGCUGGGACAGUGGCCUCCCAGGUUCUCAUUGGACUGCAUCAGCCAGCUCCGCUCAUGCAAGUUUCUUCUUCCUUGAAGGACAUCGUGAAGCGUAUAUAUGAAGUGAUUGAUACCGAAGUGCAAGAUGUCAACGAAUGUUCCUAUGUGGGAUUCAAUGCUUGUCCUGAGAAGAACACCUGUGUAAAUCUGGAGGGUUAUUACAGCUGUGACCCUCAGCAUGGGCAUGCAGAUGUCAUUCCUCACCAGCUGAGCAGAAGAAAGGAAGGCAUAGCAGCAUCUACUCCAAGUUCAGCACUGAGUCCUGUUAACAUGAGCAAUAGCUCCCUGCCUGUAAGCAAUUCAAGUCUGUUGUCCAUAACUAACCAACCUACAGAUGCUGGGUGCUAUCCCUCUACAGUUAGAAACCACCGAGUCUUCAGUGUCAACAGCAGUGGUUUUGAAGUGUCCUGGCAUGUCACUUCUACUCUGAACCAUACUUUCCAAGUCCAAGUGUUCAAGGGCAAAGAGAUUGUACAAAACCUGAAGACAGAGGAAAUGAAAGUGUAUGUGUCUCAGCUGGAAGCAGGUGUGAUGUAUUCAGUAGAGAUCAGCUAUGAAACCUGUGGAAAAACCAGCAUCUCUCGUCAAAAUGUUAAAACAGAAGCCAAGGUGUUUGGUGUUACUAUGAGGAUUCUCAACUACAACUUCACUGAUGAUUUCAAGAAUGCCAGCAGCUCAGCAUAUGAAGAAUUUUCAAGACUGCUGCUUAUGGAGCUUGAAAAUUCAUUUCCACCCAAUGUUUCUGCUUUAUACAAAUCCGGGAAGCUGAAAGUGCAGGUGGAAUCCCUGCAAGCUGGAAGCAUCAUUGCGAGGCUCAGAAUCACUGUGCAGGAUCCCGAGUUUCCAGUUGAUGCCUCCACAUUUGCCCUGGUGUUUUCUUACCUGCGCAAUGGCUCAGUGCUUUUGGUGGAUCAGCAGAACACUACAGUAGAAGACUGGGAUGAAUGUACUUCUCGUGUGGAGAAUGACUGCUCUGUGUUUGCUGAGUGUAUCAACCUGAUGGGCUCAUACACGUGCAGAUGCAAGACAACCAUGGAUACCAACCCAUCCCGACCUGGAAGAAACUGUGAGGGUGAGAUUGUGGACCCUCUCACUGAAACAGUGGCUCCUGAAAUAGCAAACAGCACAGAGUUUGCUCCUGAAGAAGUAAGCUCUGCAGACCCUGCUUCCCCUGCCACCACAGAGAUGGUGGCUGCUACAGGCUCUGAGACCAGCACUGCAGUACACCUCCCUGCUGCACUGUCCCCAGGUGACGAGCAAGCACCCCAUGGUCAUUCUCCCACCAGUGCUCCUCCAACCCCUUGGAAAAAAGGCCUGGCAUCACAGAUGCACCUCAGCAGGGACAACAGCUCCACGGCCACGGGGGCCACAGCCAGCACGGAAUUGGCCAUAAGUCCAUCACAGCAAAGCUCCAUGGCAGAGACUUCCCCUGGUGCAUUGCAGCAGGUGGCUGCUCUCACAAAUGCACCCAUGGGCACAGUCGGGCAAGGGCAAUUCAGUUCGUCAUUGCUGGUGUUUCCAAAUCGAACAGCUACCACCAGAAGUCACACAGCUUUUGAUGAGCCUCAAGCCAACUCUGAAGAUGGCCCCAGUGCAGCUCUGCUGGCCAUAGGGGAUGCCAGUGUUCCCACUGCCAACACCACUAUAAAAGCAUAUGCAGAGAUGGGAAGAGAGAACACCUCUUGGUCAGAAAAACAUCCUGAAGCCCUGGGGUCACCAGCUUUGCCAGGCACCUCUCCAGCUCCCAGCCUGACACCAGUCCUAGCCAUGAACCGCACUGUCCAGAAGCUUAGUGGCACAGUACGGAUAACAAAUGUGAAAUACUCUCUGGGCUUUAGCAAUACAAGCAGUGAGGAGUAUCAAACCUUUGCACACCUCUUUGUUGAUAAACCCCACUUCAUCGACCAUUAUUUUAAUAACCGAGGGUGUGACUGCUCUGCUGUGGGACAAGGAACAGCUCUUCCCACGGGUGGCUGCCCUCCAAAGGUACGCAGCCUUGGAGGGCGGAAAGGGAAGAGGUUGAACACACGGCUCCAGUCUUUUUAUCUCUUCAAGGUGGGUUGGUGCCUCCAUCUGAGCUGGGUGGUGGAGAGGCUGAGCAACCCAACUAAUGCAAAGUCUCACGAUGGGCUGUGUUUUCCCAUCCCGCAGAAAGCAGGGACUAUCCUGUUUUCCCCUGUGGUACAUAAAUCUCUGCCCCCUGAAGUUCUUCAGCAGAUGGAUGCUGGUCUGAUUAAAGUGUUGAUAACGGGUAUUACUAAUGGGAGCACAGUGGUAAGUUUCAAUUUACUGAUUGCAGAAGAUGUGGAUAUCUACUACAUCAUCACCACUUUUCAUGAUGCCUUUGAACACAACUCCUAUUUCACAGUUGACAAGAGCAGCCUCUCCAUAAACGAUUAUGAUGAGUGCGAGAGUGAAGAAGAUGACUGCUCCCCAGAUGCCUCGUGCCAUAACACACUUGGGUUCUACCAGUGCAGCUGCAAUGAAGGAUUUGCUGAUGUGCACCCAGAAAAGCCUGGAAGAAUCUGUGAAGGCAAAAAACUAUCUAAUUAUCUAAUGGACACCUGUAAAUUACAACAGAACCUUUAUUUUUGGCAUUCUUCAGCAUUUCCUAUCAGCCUGAAGGCAACAGCGAUGGAUGAGAAACCUGUACGCAGCACAGUUUUACCUGCGACAUCUUUGCAAACUUCAACUCAUGCUCCUUCCUCUACUUCAGUGGACCUUACUACUGAGCACAAAGGUCUGGAGGACACCACAUUCUCCAGUGUGGUGCUGCCUCUUCUCACCAUGGAUCCUGUGUCAACUCCUGGUGUUUCUCCUCAAGCAUCUCCUGUUUCCCUCGUUAAACCUGCCCAGGAGGUUUCCAUUAAAGAUGCAGUGGAAGUGUUUUGUGGAAUCGAGAAGAUUGUCCUUGCCAUCCAGAAGAGAUUUUUACAGCAGGAGUCUAUUCCUGAAACCUCCCUGUACCUGGGGGAGCCUCGCUGCAACGUGAGCCUCAGCAAUGGCACUCACAUUGUGCUGCAGGCAGGCUGGCGUGACUGUGGCACUGAAGUUGAGACUAACAUGACUAAUACAGUAGUGAAAACCAUCCUUCGGAAUGAUGGUUCUGCUCAGGGAGUAAUCCACCACUUAAAAGUUGCUAGCCCCAUUCUCUGUGUGUUUCAAAAUGAUCUCUUGACUUCCUCUGGAUACACUGCAGAAGGACUUUACACCAUCUUUGAGGAUCUGCAUGGAUCUGGACACUUCAGAACAGAAAUGCAGUUGUUUAUUGGAAACUCCCCAAUACCAAAAAAUUUCAGCAUCUCUGCCAGUGAUGAUGUGCUGAUUGAAGUGGGAAUCCAGAGAGCAGACAGCAAGCUCAAGGUGGUCCUAACUGAUUGCUGGGCAACUCCAACUAAUAAUUCAGUGGAUCCCCUCUCAUUUGUUUUUAUCAGCAACAGCUGUCCCAUCCCAAAUACAUACACCACACUGCUAGAGAAUGGGAAUUCAAGCAAAGCACAGUUUAAGAUGAAAAUCUUUUCCUUUGUCAACAAUUCUGUGGUUUACUUACACUGCAAAAUUCGUAUUUGUAUGGAGAGACCAGGAAGCACCUGCAGGACAAGAUGCCGUGCAGUUCGACUCAUGAAGACUGGUGAAACCAUCGCUACGCACAGAACAUCUUGGGGACCCCUAUGUAAAUCAGCUGGAUCUGAUUUGAAGAGACAGAAGGAGGCUGCCAUGGGAGUUGGAUACAUCAUCCUCAUUGCCUUUGCUGUGUUUGGCGUUGUGCUGGGAAUUGUGAGCCUUCUCAUCUUCACAUACCAGAGAAAGACGGGAAGAUACAACUUCAGAAUCAAGUCUGACAACUUCAGCUACCAAGUGUUCUACGAUUAGUGAUUUCCAGAUUACCAGAUUUGUAUCACGUCUCAUCACAUGAAGAACUGAAGCUUGUCUUCAUUCAGCAUUUGGCUUUCAUCAUGCUUCACAAUGGUGGUCAUGACUAUUUACAGCACCGACUCUUCUAAACUAAUGUUGUAUAUAAAAAGCUUCAAUCCAUCCUUUUUUUUACUUAUGUAUUUGUUAAUCUGGCUCUUCCCUGGUGUCCUGAGAACUAUUUGUCCCUGCAGCUCCAGGUUGAAGUGAAUUUUGGCAGGUUUUGUUAAGGAUAAAAUAGAAGGGAAAAAGAAAGACUUACUAGUUCUCUAAUCAAGUUCCAAUAUUUGGCUCUCCCACUGUGCAAUGUUACCAUGUGCUCAUCUUGACAUCACUUGUGCCAUUACUACUGACAAGCUGCAUGUUUCUAUAAAUAUUCCAGGAAGUAAAUCAAAAAACCCUUAGAGAGACUUCCUUUUCAGUUUGUAAUUCACUAUUUACUUAAGGUGAGGUUGAAACUUCGAGAUACAGCUUCAAACAUUGAAGACCUAAUUGUGCAAUUCCUUAAGCAUACAGAAGCUGGAGAGCAACUAUUGGAUUUGCCACCAGAUAAAGAAAAGGCACCAUGAAUCUGAGGCUUAACCUAUUCAAGAGUGUUCUUCAGCAUGAGUUUUGAGAUUUGAAUGUAAAUUCCUUUAUUAACAAGGACUCAGUGAAAAAAAAAUAGAAAAAAGAAACUAUUUUUGUUACUGGCAGCCCCAUUUUUGCAGAUAUGUCAAUAGGUACCUACAUAUUCUGUUUAAUUACACCACAAUCAUUGUGCAGUCAAACCACAGAGUAUGGUGCCCGCCUGAGUGAGAGCACUCCAAUUGCAACUGAAUUGGAGUUAUAAAUUUGAGCUGAAUUUUGCCUAGCUGCAAGAUCCUACUGUUAGAGCAGCAGCACAGAUUCAGUUUACAUGCUCCACUGGUUACAACAACAGUCUGCUCAGCUGGAUAAACUGGAAUACAGUAAGCAUCUCUGGCAGGACUCUUUCCUAGGGCAUUGCUCUUCACUCUCUUAAACCUUCCAGCUCCAACCUUGGCUGCUCCAAACCUCCACUUCAGUGAGUGUGUUAGAAGACUGGAGAGUAAAGCAGUGUGGUAACUUGUCCCCACCACCCCUUGAUUCUCACUGCCACAUGCACUCCUACACAGUGACAGAGUCUGCUAUGUCUGGGUCAUAUGUAAUCCAGUGGUUUACACUAAACAAGCUAAUUCCUCUAUAAGUUCAAUGGACACCAUUAUAAAUACAUCAUGUGGAAAUUGGUCAUUAACUUGAAUUCACAAAUACUCUUAGUAGCUAUAUCUCAUAUUUUGGAUACUGUUGUUUUUUGUUGGUGUGUUUUUUUUCUAUUUUGGUACAGAAUAGCAUUAGAAAGCUGCUUUUUUCACACGUCACCCCCUCCACCCCCCAGUCCAAUUUCUGCUAGCUAUUAAGAUUACUGGGUAAAGGACUUCUACAUUUUGCAAAAGGUUGUACUGAUUUAUCUUUGGUUAUAUAGAUACCUUUAAAAUAUAUCAAUAAAUUUCAGAAUAAUAAUUUGCAUUCUGAUUUUGAUUCAAGUGAAUCUAUAAGGAACAGAAAACUUUGAGCUGUCAUUUCUUUGCUGAAAUGCCAGAUAUCAGAUCCUGAUAUAAAAAAAAGUUCCAUUUGGUUUCAAAUUAUUAAUGAAACUGCAAAUUAUCUUUGCAAUCUCAGAGUGUGAUGAACAUAACCACUAGCUUUUGAUUAUGUAGGUGUCUCUUAACUUUUGCUCAAUUUGCUUUCAAAUAUAUAAUGUGUUUGCCUUCUGGACACAGUGAAAGGAGAAGCUAUUUUACUACAAAUAUUUUUCUAGUUUUUAGUACUUACAGUCCUGAACUGUUUGAAAGUGACAGGACUAGAGAUUUGCCUAUUGAAUUCAGCGGAGCUAUGCCAUUUACAAAAGCUGAGCCCUCGUCUUCAGGAUGAAAUGCAAAACUGUAGCUUGUCUUUGGUACCCUCUAUGCUCAGCAGAAACUGCUAUUGUGACUGAGUCUGUUUAGCAGAGUUUUGGUGUCUUAAUAAAAGCAUUGCUGUAA
Pezoporus occidentalis (night parrot) is the source of this 8126-nucleotide messenger RNA. RefSeq names its product uromodulin like 1 (gene UMODL1). NCBI's taxonomy places the organism in Eukaryota, Metazoa, Chordata, Aves, Psittaciformes, Psittacidae. Gene Ontology annotation, cellular component: cell surface; extracellular region. The transcript has 24 exons. The coding region runs from base 1618 to 6045 and encodes 1475 amino acids. The record is from RefSeq and is a predicted model, not a curated record. Gene Ontology annotation, molecular function: peptidase inhibitor activity; calcium ion binding; protein binding.